This is a messenger RNA of Frankliniella occidentalis (western flower thrips), 5114 nucleotides long. Its product is annotated as RNA exonuclease 1 homolog. The record is from RefSeq and is a predicted model, not a curated record. Gene Ontology annotation, cellular component: nucleus. The coding region runs from base 247 to 3639 and encodes 1130 amino acids. NCBI's taxonomy places the organism in Eukaryota, Metazoa, Arthropoda, Insecta, Thysanoptera, Thripidae. Gene Ontology annotation, molecular function: metal ion binding; nucleic acid binding; exonuclease activity. The transcript is spliced from 14 exons.
UUCUAGUAUCGCUCGAAUUGCCUCAAAUAAUGAAACACUUUACCCCACCCCCCCUUUCCCCCUCCGCCGCAUAGUGACUGACGGGCCGACCGUGUAAACAUGGAACGCUGAAGUGUUUUGGGGUUAAAUGUUGUCUCUUUUCGUCUUGUUUGUGUUUAUGGUAUUUCUUUCCCAAUUGGAGGCUCUCUAUGAAUUCAGACAGCUGGAAUAAGUACCGAUAGCUGUCUAUGGUGCCCUCAAUUCAAAAUGCUACCAUCAUUGGGUUUAUUCUCAUCACUGGAAUGCCCUUUUUACAACGGAGGUGCAGGGCAGUGUUCUCGCCCCUAUUGUCAUUACAGACAUGCCAAAAAAGAUCCCAAUGCUGCUGCUGAGCCAAGCGAUGAGAUUGUGGGUCAAAUACCCACCAAUGAAGUACUGCAGGCGGAAGAUGAUGUCAAGGCUGGUACAAGCAGCGAACCUGUCCACAAGAGCAGAUCCUCUUUGUACAAGGCUAUUGUUGAUGCAGCACCAGCAUACAGCCCAACUCCAAUUGCUCAGUUGAAAUCUUCCCAUAUACCAAUACCUUAUACUCCAACCAUUCCUACAAGAAGUUCCGCGGUAAAGAAAAGCAAACCUAGUUCAGAAUAUGUACCACAUUACAUAGGUACAAGUCGUCCAACCUAUCCUCCGUACUGCCCAUCAUCCAUUAGCAGCCUAAAUUCUCAAAGUAAUACUCCUGGUGAUCCUCUCAAAAACCCACUCUAUGAAUUAUAUGGACCUGAAGGUGCACAAUACAGUCCUAAUGAUGUUGAUCCUGUUGGAACUGGCUACUCGUAUUCCCCUGGAAGUACCUCUUAUACUCCAUAUUCACCAGAAUAUGUACCUUCUAAAGUAAACUACAACCCCCAGUUUAGUCCCCCAGAUUCUCAAUUAUCAGAUGAUGAUGACAAUGUAGACUUAGCUGCAGAGACUGCUGCUCAAACAAAUGGAGACCCAGGGGGUGGAGAGAACCUCAUAGACCUCUCUGAACUUGACAACCUCGAGUUGGAGUUCGAAGAUGAUUUAGAUAAUGGAAAUGAUACAAUUAUGAGUGAAAUUGAUGUGAAAUCUGGUGGUGACAAAGAACUAUCACUUGAAUCAAAUGUUAUGGACACUGAUAGUCCAGUGGAAGGUGCACAGAAUCAAAGAAAAAGUAGUUCCUCUCAGAAAGCAGAAAAGCGCAGGAGUAGUACCACCAGUUCUGCCAGUGAUUCAAAGAAACAUAAGUCUUCUCAUGAAAGUACAGAUAAAAUCAAAAGUGAAACAAGUAAGGAUAAAGCUCAUCAAAGCAGUAGUGAUAAAAAUGGACACAAGGAUAAGAAAACAUCCUCAUCGUCAAAGAAAAGUUUGAGCUCCAGCAGCAGCAGUAACAGUAAAAAGAAUAGCAGUCACAGCAGUAGUAGUAAAAGUUCAUCAUCAUCAUUAUCAAAGUCAUCAAAAACCUCUUCAAGCACUGAUGUGAAAAAAGGUCAUUCAUCAUCAGAUUCAAAAAGCAAAACUGGAUCCUCAACUUCAAGCAGUUCCAGUUCUAAGCAUAAGGAGAAACAUCGUGACAAAGAAAGAUCCAAAGAAAAGGAAAAAGAUAGGACCCAUGGAAAAACUAAGGAUAAAGAGAAGGAUAAAGAUAGAGAAAGAAUCAAGGACAAAAACAGUAAGAAAUCUUCACGUCGAGCAUCUGAUGAUAAAGACAAGGGAGACAUUCAGCGAGAAAAAAUUGAGGAAGAGAUCAGAAAGCUUGAAGUUGAAUUAGAUGCUUCACUUGAAGAUGAGGACACAAUAGAACAACAAUGUUAUGAGAUGUUCAAUGAAUAUUCAGAGUCAUUGCAAAAUCAGCCGCUCCCUGAGAAAACAGAGGAUCAAAGAGUAACUGUUAAUGAAGAACCGGUUGCUUCUGCCUCAAGUAAAAAGAGAAUAGCGCACCAAGCAUCUCAAUCUUAUUUACAACCAAAUCCUCAACCUGUUCCUACCCUGGCUAAAAAGUGUUCUCCAUAUCAGGUCAUGAGAGAUAGAUGGGAAUUACUGAAAAAGGAAAAAUUGCAGACUCUUGAAGCUAAAAGAGCCUCUUUAGCAGUUGCUCCUCCAUUAGUUCCAAAAGCUGUUGCACCUACGCCAUAUUCCUUAACUAAUGCUCCACAAGCAUCCUUGCCUGGUUCAGGCUCAGUGUCAGGUAAAAAGAGAAUUGCUGGUGUACCAAAUGUUGCCAUGCUUCUUAAACCACCAGCCACAUCCACAAGUUCAUCUUCUACUUCAGGAACUUCUCCAAAUCGAUUUUAUAACAAGACAGCUCAGCGUGUCGAUGAAUUUGGACGCCUCGUUAAAGUUCGGGUGGCUCAUGCACCAAACAUGGACACACCGGCCAUGAGAAAACCAGUUGUCAAUCCCAGUGACUGCCGUAAAUUCAAAGUGGCAACAAGACAGGCUAAUGUGAACAAACUUUUCCAAGCAUAUAUUGAUGCUAGAUUUGGUGAUGCAUCGCAUGAUAUGGCUUUAGAGUCAGAAAGAAAUAGCACUCAAGGAACUGAAAGCCUGGGGGUGUACAGCCACCGGAUCAUUCAGAUACUGAAAGAUCUCAGAGCAUGUGCUGAAACAUCUCAAAAUGGGCCAAAAAUGGACGGUAUGUCUGGAAUACCCAAUCGAGUUGUUUCUCACAAUGCCAUGCUCGCUGGAAAGCUGGGAGCUAAAGUGUCAUGGAGUAUUCAAACUGGAAAGAAAGAAGAUCAACCCAAACCAAAUUUAAGUUUAUAUGAACAACUUCAAAGUUAUGUCUUAACUAAAGAGAAAUUACAAGAAAAUGGCUUCCCCAUGCCUUGUGGAGAGAAAGGAUGUGCCUCCAUUAAGCCAAGUUCAUACCGAACUGUUACUCAGCCAUCUGAUCCUAGACAGAAAAUUUGUGUGCGUUGUCUUAAGCCUUAUGCAGUAAAUAAACGAGGGGAGCAAGUUAAAGACGAGGAGUGCUUUUUCCACUGGGGUAGAAAAUAUAAACGUUAUCGUGAAGUGGAAACAAAAUACUCCUGCUGUGAUAGUGCUGGGAGUGGAUGCUCAGUGUCACCCUACCAUGUAUUUGAACAAGAUUGGGAGAAGUCCACCGGAUACAUGUCCACUAUAUCGAAACCUUGGAUGGAGUCUGAUCCAGGAGUGUAUGCCCUUGAUUGUGAAAUGUGUUAUACCACUGGAGGGUUGGAACUCACUAGAGUUACAGUCAUCAGAGAUGACUUGACUGUUGCUUAUGAAACUCUUGUUAAACCAGGUCAUAAGAUCCUUGAUUACAAUACAAGGUACAGUGGUAUUACUGAAGAAGAUCUAAAAGACGUAACAACAAAUAUAUUACAGGUACAAGCAACACUCCUAGGAAUGUUCUGUGAUAAAACAAUUCUUAUUGGUCAUAGUUUAGAAUCCGACAUGAAAGCAUUAAAGUUAAUACACCCAACUGUAGUGGAUACAAGUGUGGUUUUUCCACACAAAAUGGGACCCCCUCAAAAAAGAGCUCUUCGAAAUCUUGCUGCAGAUUACUUAAAAAAAAUUAUUCAAAACGAUGUGGGUGGUCAUGACAGUAAGGAAGAUGCUGUGGCUGCACUUGAGCUCAUGCUGUGGAAGCUGAAAGAGGAUGAGAAGACAAGAUAGUGUAAGACUUGAUUUUUAUUUGUUGUCCUUUCUCAGCUUUAUUUUUCUGCCAAGAAUGUAGGUACAUGGAGAGCUCAUAACCUCCGUCAGACGAAGAUCUCUUCUAUAUUCUUGUCAGUAUUAGGUUUCUUUUGUUUAUUUUUAAAAUCUUUGGCUGUGUUGCUGAGAAACAUAUAGAUUCCCCCGGGAAUUGUUUUUAAAGAAAAUGUUUGUCUGUUUGAGUUUCUUCUAGAGUUGAAGUAUUUGGUCGUCAGAUCAUGGCAGGGGAUGCCUCAUACUACUCUGUGAGUAAUGGUAUGAUUUGAACUUCUGGUGUUCGUGCCGAAAAGUUUUGUUUUGCCUUCUUUUGUUGGAAUGGCUGUUGACAUUCAUCACCAUGUUGCCCAACUUUGCUUAAUGUGGCGACAUUAGGAUAUUUGAGUGUAAGCACUUCAUAUUUUACUGAGUUGUUGCAUUGUUUCAAUUUUUGUCACCACAUGCUUGUAGAAAGUCAAAAAUUCCUAUCUUUUUUUUCUGCUUUAACCGGAAGAGACUCUUUACACUAAGCAAUAUGUACUUUCAAUGAAGACUGAGUAACUGUAUUUUCCAGUUAAAAUUAAGUUGUUAGCCAAAUUAAUUUAUGAAUAUUUUUUCAUGCUAGUUUCUAAUUUUAAGAAUAUUUCAAAUUUUCUAUGUACCUCUCUGGGGUAAAGUUCACUAAUUUUUGUUUCUGUCGAAAUCAAUUCCCAGAAAUUGUUCAAUUAGUGUAGUUUUCUAUACUGGAAAGAAACUCUGUAAAUAAUUCAUAUACUUGCAUACAGAAUAUACCAAUCUAUAGUAUUCACUUUUGUAUAUUUUUGAUGCAAGUUGUGUUUUUUACUGUUCUUGUUGAUGCAUCUGACAACCAAUUUAAUAUCUUGUCCGGAGGUGCAUGAUAUGAUUUAAUUGUGAUAUUAAGUUUAUGAUGAUGUAUGCAGGCUUUUCUCUUGCACUACUUCAAAAGUUUGGUGCAAGAGUUAAAGUCACCACUAUACAAUUUUCUAUACUAGAUUUAUAAUACAAUCAACCUACCUCAUAAUUUAUGUUUCGGUUCAAGGGGUCCAAAGCUGGAAACUUUCUCUUGUUCUAAUAGAUUUUCUUCAGACCUAACUAAUGUUCUGUUUAGAAAGUGUGAAAAGAAAUUCAGAUGUGUUCAUCUCAUUCUAAAAUUAACAUUAACAUCCACAUUGUGUUCAUUUUUGUUUGUUAAUAGUUCAGAUCCACUGGCUUCUCUGUGGUAGCCUACCUGUAUUACAAAUCAACCAUCAAUUUUCUAAUCCUUUCUGAAGGAUUUGUACUAUAUUUGUGUACAACCUACUUGUGUAUUCCCAGUGGGGUAGUUACCCAAGUGCUCAUUUUGAGUCCGCUGUGCUUUUCCUGGGUAUAACCGUUUUCUUAACGAUUUUAAGUAAUUGGAAACAGGGGUGUGUAUUUUACAAUAAAAUACCAAAAACAGA